UCGAUUAAGCAAUGCAUCUACGGAGCGUCCUUACUGCCGCCCUCGCGUUUAACCUGCUCCGAUCCAGCGCAGCCUGGCUGUUCAACUGCAAACGCGCUGGUUUCGGAGCUUACACCAUCCAGAAGAACUGCCGCAUGGAGAAUGUGUUCAUCGACAACGCAACCACCCUGUACCGGGUGUUCUUUCCUCCGGUUGAGCUGGAAAUCUACUACGGAUCGAUUCCGGACUUCAAUCGUGCUGUUGCUUCGCGAAUGAGCAGCAAAACGAAACGGCUGACGAUACUGUAUUCCAAAGUGGAACAGAUUUUUCUCAGAGACUCCUUGGAAUACGUGGAACUGAUGCACAAUGCCAUCUCCGAGGUGGAGUUCGAUUCGGCGCAGCAUAUGAAAGUUUGGAUGUUACGGUUGAACUAUAACCUGCUACGGGAUGCUUCGUUUGUGAGCGACAUCAAAACGCUAGUGAUACUGGGGCUCAGGAACAACUUGAUCACCACUGUAAGCUGGAACACGUUUGCGAAAUUGAAACUGUUGAAAACGUUGGAUCUUGGAGGAAAUCCGAUCAAACAGGUCGAUUGUAGUGGCGACUUGAAGUUACCAUCAUUGAAGCGUCUUAUUUUGUCGGAGAACAGCAUUACUCAUUUCGAUCUUAGAAGUAUCGUCAUGAAUGAUUUGAAGGAAUUUAACAUUUCGUCCAAUCAACUUCUUACGCUGAAUACUUUCCAAUUCGAAAGGGCAUUCCCAUCGAUGGAGGAAGUCGAUUUGAAUAAUAACCCAUGGAACUGCGGUCGACAGGAUACGAUUCAAAAUUUGUUGAUGAUCAAAAGAAUCAAAAGACACAAACCGACAACUACGAAGCGAAUCGUAUGCCACGAAGACCAUUUGGAACUAAUGGCGCUGAGUGCACCUGAUGGAAUCGAUAAGUUGGCAAACAGCUUCAAUCUCACGAAAAGUUCGCAUCACAAUCUGCUUAAUAUGCACAACAUUAACACAAGGCUUACGAAUGCGCACGAAAGGAUUUCUUUUCUUGAACAAAUUUUGAUUGAGACCAGCAGUGCAACUAACGAUCUACUCCGGAAAGUAAACCUUCUCUUCAAACUGAACAACCUACGAACGUCACGUAACAUAAAUAUGCGCAGCUGAGUGAUGUGUUAGCAUCAACAUUAUCAACCAAAACAAAGAAAGAAGCAUAAUAAAGCAGUAAAACCAUAAGGUUGUCGCUUUAUUCGGUCGGUCCUAGAUCCGGAAGGAAGGAUUUCCGUUCCGGUAAGCCUUCCUGCCCAAGGUCCAGUCACGAAACAUCAAAGUUAUCCUGUCGCCAUCUGUUUCAUGCAUUCUCUCACUCACUCUAGCCUAACUGCAGAAUAUUUAGUUGUUUGUCAACAAAAUCCUUCUUUUGUGCGGAUUGAACCCUUUGUGCGUGUGUGAGGACUGAAAGUAUGUCAAUAAGCGUGUCCUAGGGAUUUUGUUUAUCUUUUCUUCCGCCAAUGAACGAACGUAAUGGGUGCAUUUUUUGUACGCUUUCCACUUCCG
Messenger RNA from Ochlerotatus camptorhynchus, 1529 nucleotides. RefSeq names its product leucine-rich repeats and immunoglobulin-like domains protein sma-10. Gene Ontology annotation, molecular function: protein binding. Bases 12 to 1139 code for a protein of 375 amino acids. Lineage: Eukaryota; Metazoa; Arthropoda; Insecta; Diptera; Culicidae. The transcript has 2 exons. The record is from RefSeq and is a predicted model, not a curated record.